AACACAAAUCACAAUAUUAUAAUACCUAUUUAAAUAAAGUAAAUUUGUUAAUAAACCGCGCGAGUUUGUACUUGAAAAUAAUAUCAUAAGUAGGUCUUUAUAUACGAAAAAUACAAACACAUGCAAUAUAUAUAUAUAUUUAUAUAUACGGCCAUGAGCACGUGAAUAGACAUGGAUAUAGUGCACCAGUAAGUUGUGUGCCAAGAUCAAACAAUCUUCCGCGAUAAAAAUAUAAAAAUACAUUUUAUUUACUAUAUAUAUUUGUAACCACUCGUAAAAAUUAUUGGUCGUAUAAAUUAAAACAUCAUAUGAGUUUUCAAGUUUUUUUUUAAAAUUAAUAUAUUACUAAAUAUAUAUUUAAUCAAGGGCUUAAUCAAGAUUUAAUCUUUGAUAAAGUUAAUGUUAGAUAUUAAAUUAUAAUCUUGAGUAAAUUUUUAGAAUAUAUAAAUUUAAAAGUAGUUGAUAUUAUUUACUGUCAUUGCCACCAGCUUAUAUUAAUCACUGAGUUAACUACGUGAAAGGUGUACGGCCUCCUGAUUGUACUUGUAUUAAGUAGAAGAAAAAAAAAAGAAAUACGUAUCUGAUUAAUUUAAAAAUAUUAAUUAGCUUUGCUACAUCAUUGAUGCGUGAUUACUCCUUAGUGUGUUGAGUGUUACAAGUUUUCGUAUACAUAAAAAAUUGUAUUAUUAUAUAUAAAAAUACAAUAACAUAUCAUUAUAUAAUUCACCUUAGUAAGAAGAUAAAUGUGAUGAGAUGACAAAUAAUUUAGAACUUGUUAUUCGACGUCCAGUUUAUCAACAAGAAGAUCUUGAUCGUUAUUAUGAUUAUACUGAACCAGAUAAAUCUAUAAGACAAUCAGUGAUAAAUAAAUACAAAAAUUUUGAAAUAAAUUCAUGGUUAAAAAAAUCAAUUCCAAUAUUUAAUUGGUUACCAAAUUAUCAAUGGAAAAAAGAUAUUCUCGGUGAUAUUGCAGCUGGAUUUACUGUUGCAGUUAUGCAUAUACCUCAAGGAAUGGCUUAUGCAAUGUUAGGAAAUGUUCCACCGGUUGUUGGAAUAUACAUGGCAUUUUUUCCAGUUUUAGUUUAUAUGAUUUUUGGAACAUCACGACAUAAUUCAAUGGGAACAUUUGCCGUUAUUUGUAUGAUGACAGGAAAAGUUGUUUUGACUUACAGUAAUAUCAAUCAACAACAAAGUCAAACAAAUAAUUCAUCAUUACCAAUAGAUACUUUACAAGAAACAGAUAAUCCACAGUAUUCACCAUUACAAGUGGCAACAGUUGUUACAUUCGGAGUUUCUAUAAUUCAGUUAAUAAUGUAUGUAUUACACCUUGGAUUGAUAUCAUCAUUGUUAUCAGACGCCCUUGUUAGUGGGUUUACUACUGGUGCUGCUGUCCAUGUAUUUACAUCCCAAAUAAAAGAUCUUUUAGGGCUUGAACUGAUAAAACGUCGUGGUAUUUUUAAAGUUGUUUACACAUAUUAUGAUGUUUUUAAUUCAAUAGAUAAUAUAAAUAUUACCGCUACAAUAAUAUCUGGAGUUACAAUUCUAGCGAUAAUAUUUAAUAAUGAAGUAUUAAAACCGCGUGUUAAUAAACGCUGUGGAUUUCCAAUACCUAUUGAAAUGAUAGCUGUCGUUAUAGGAACAGUAGUGUCUAUUAAAAUGAACCUUAAUAAUGGUUAUAAUGUGAUUACUGUAGGACAUAUUCCUGUUGGUCUUCCAGUACCGUCAGUACCACAAAUAUCACUAUUACCAUCGAUAAUAAUUGACUGUUUUGUAAUAACGAUGGUAUCAUAUUCUAUAUCAAUGUCUAUGGCAUUAAUAUUUGCUCAAAAAAUGAAUUACGAAGUAGACGCUAAUCAAGAAUUAAUGGCACAAGGUUUUGGAAAUCUUGUUGGAUCAUUUUUUUCUUGUAUGCCAUUUACUGCCUCACUAUCACGUUCUCUAGUCCAGACUACUGUUGGUGGAAAAACCCAAUUGGCUAGUUUAAUAUCCUGUUUUUUAUUAUUAUUUGUUUUACUUUGGAUUGGUCCACUUUUAGAACCUUUACCCAAGUGUGUAUUGGCGAGUAUUAUCGUUGUUGCAUUAAAAGGUAUGUUUUUACAAGUUAAAGAUUUAAUUAAAUUUUUUAAACUCUCAAUGAGUGAUGGAAUUGUAUGGAUUGUUACCUUUUCAAUUGUUAUUAUAUUGGAUAUUGAGUAUGGUUUACUUGUUGGUGCUGUUCUUUGUCUUAUUAAAUUAAUAAUCCUCUCAACUAAACCGUAUACCUGUAAAUUGGCUGUUGUACCAGGAACUGAACUUUAUUUGGACACUAAUAGAUAUCACAAAACGGUUGAAAUUCCUGGUAUUCAAAUAUUUCAUUAUUGUGGUAGUCUUAAUUUUGCGACAAAAUUAUACUUUAGAAAUCAUGUUUAUGAAGCUGCUAAAAUAAAUCCAGUUAAAAAAUUUACCGACCGUCAUAAUAAAUCUGAGAAUAAAGAAAUAAUAUCUGAUGAAAGCAAAAGUUUACGAGUGUUUAUAAUAGAUUUUUCAGCGCUUAUUAAUAUUGAUUCAGCCGGUGUAGCAACAGUACGUGGUAUAAUUGAAGAGUUUAUAAAGAUUGGAGUUUCGAUUUAUCUAGCUGGUUGCUCAGGACCUGUUUUCGAAACUAUUAGAAAAUUUAAUACAGUUGAAAAAACCAGUAAUAUAUUUAUGAUAUUUCCAACAGUAAAUGAUGCUGUUAAUUAUGGACGUAAUGAAAAUAUUAAUAUUCCAUCAUCAUUACCAACGUGGACAACGUAUCAGCAAAUUUAUGAUCAAGACACUAGUAUAAGUCAAUUGUAAAUCAUAAAAAAAAUAUCAACAAUUUUAUACUAAUUUUAAAUAUUCAAAGUUUUAUAAUAUAUAUAAAAAAUGAUAACAUCGA
Microplitis demolitor is the source of this 2899-nucleotide messenger RNA. RefSeq names its product prestin. NCBI's taxonomy places the organism in Eukaryota, Metazoa, Arthropoda, Insecta, Hymenoptera, Braconidae. The coding region runs from base 754 to 2817 and encodes 687 amino acids. The record is from RefSeq and is a predicted model, not a curated record. Gene Ontology annotation, biological process: transmembrane transport. Gene Ontology annotation, cellular component: membrane. The transcript is spliced from 13 exons. Gene Ontology annotation, molecular function: oxalate transmembrane transporter activity; chloride transmembrane transporter activity; bicarbonate transmembrane transporter activity.